Molecule: messenger RNA, 3972 nt
Organism: Pelecanus crispus (Dalmatian pelican)
Lineage: Eukaryota; Metazoa; Chordata; Aves; Pelecaniformes; Pelecanidae
Source: RefSeq, a predicted model, not a curated record
UGACCUCAUUCCUGAACUGAAUGAAACUGAAGAAUAUGAGGAUGAAGUUGAUGAAAAGGAAACAGAGGUGGAUGAAGAAACUGCAGCGAUUCCUAGCACUGACAGUACAAUAAACCAAAUGAGGAAAGAUUUCCAGGUGACUACAUCCAGCUACAGUCAAGAAAAAAUGGGGACAAAACCCAAUGAAGCUAAAACAAAUAGAUACUUAACAAGAGAAGAAGAAUUGCAUGGUAAGGAUGAUGUUUUCAAAGCAGUUUAUUACCCUACUUCUCCACCUGUUAGUGAAAUUUCUGAAGAAGAGGAAGAUCCUUUUUUGGAAUCACGAACAAUUACUGGAAUUCCUCCUCAACUCAUUGAGUCCACCAAAGGCAUAGAAGAAGAGUACAUAUACCUUUCUUCAGGCACUGAACCAACAAGAAUAACCACUACUGGCCAUAGUGACGAAGAUUUCUUAUUGUCUCCUUUUAAACCUCAUCAGGAAUCUGAUGACUUUUGGAGUUCGGUUCUUACCACUUCUUCAGCACAGCUGGUUACAGAGGAGACCUCCCAAGAAGACACCCUUCCUUCAGGAAGCCCAGAUAUAAGCAUGCAUGAUGUUCUUUCCCAAGGCUCCAUUAAGUAUGUGUCAGAAGGUGUAGCACCCUCAAGCUCUGAUGAGCCUCCAAAGCAUCCUUCUUCCACUGAUGGAAAUUUAUGGUUUCGUAAUGCUACUGAUCUGACAACUCAAGCUGUUGAUACAUCGGAUAGCAGGCAAUUGUCUCAGACCAGUUACACUGAUGCUUAUGUAGAGGGAUUAAAGCCAGCUACAGUGCCCUAUUCCAGCAGCCCAGUGGUUUCACAAGACACUUCAGAUGCGGAUUUAGAAUUGCCACAUUAUUCUACCUUUGCUUUCUCCUCUGCUGAAUUAUCACCUCACUCUAUCUCUUCAAGCUCUGGAGAAUAUGGUUCUGCUUCUGCUGCCAGUGAGGUACUCUCUCAGACAACUCAACCAGUCUAUAAUGAGGCAAGUAAUAGUAGCCAUGAGUCUCGUAUCGGUCUAGCUGAGAGUCUGGAAUCAGAGAAGAAGACAGUUAUACCACUUGUGGUCGUAUCAGCCCUGACUUUUAUCUGUCUAGUGAUUCUUGUGGGUAUUCUCAUAUACUGGAGGAAAUGUUUCCAGACAGCUCACUUUUAUUUAGAAGAUAAUACAUCACCUCGAGUGAUUUCUGCUCCCCCAGCUCCAAUCUUCCCAGUCUCAGAUGAUGUUGGAGCAAUUCCAAUAAAGCAUUUUCCAAAACAUGUUGCAGAUUUACAUGCAAGUAAUGGUUUUUCUGAAGAAUUUGAGGAAAUCCAGAGCUGUACUGUAGAUCUAGGUAUUACAUCAGACAGCUCUAAUCACCCCGACAACAAGAAUAAGAAUCGAUACAUAAACAUUGUUGCUUAUGAUCAUACUAGGGUUAAAUUAGCACAGCUUGCAGAAAAGGAUGGAAAACUGACUGAUUACAUUAAUGCCAACUACGUUGAUGGCUACAACAAGCCAAAAGCCUACAUUGCAGCUCAAGGGCCACUAAAAUCGACAGCAGAAGAUUUCUGGAGAAUGAUAUGGGAACAUAACGUAGAAGUUAUUGUGAUGAUAACUAAUCUCGUUGAGAAAGGAAGGAGAAAAUGUGACCAGUACUGGCCUGCCGAAGGUAGUGAAGAAUAUGGGAACUUCUUGGUUACUCAGAAGAGUGUUCAUGUACUUGCCUAUUACACUGUGAGGAACUUUACUCUUAGAAACACCAAGAUCAAAAAGGGUUCCCAGAAAGGGAGGUCUAGUGGACGUAUAGUAACUCAGUACCAUUAUACCCAGUGGCCUGACAUGGGUGUUCCAGAAUACACGCUGCCCGUGCUCACCUUCGUGCGGAAGGCAUCGCAUGCCAAGCGCCACGCUGUUGGGCCUGUUGUGGUUCAUUGCAGCGCUGGUGUUGGAAGGACAGGCACAUACAUAGUGUUAGACAGCAUGCUGCAGCAAAUCCAGCAUGAAGGGACAGUCAACAUAUUUGGAUUCUUAAAACACAUACGUACCCAGAGGAACUACUUGGUGCAGACUGAGGAGCAAUACAUCUUCAUUCACGAUGCAUUGGUCGAAGCGAUACUCAGUAAAGAAACAGAAGUCCUUGAGACUCACAUUCAUGCCUAUGUUAAUGCCCUCUUGAUACCUGGACCAACAGGAAAGACCAGACUGGAGAAACAAUUCAAGUUACUGAGCCAGUCUAACACCCAGCAGUGUGAUUAUUCAACUGCACUCAAACAGUGUAACAGAGAAAAGAACCGAACUUCAUCCAUCAUUCCUGUGGAAAGAUCUAGAGUGGGUAUCUCAUCACUGUCUGGUGAAGGAACAGACUACAUCAAUGCUUCCUAUAUUAUGGGUUAUUAUCAAAGUAAUGAAUUCAUUAUUACCCAGCAUCCCUUACUACACACUAUCAAGGAUUUCUGGAGAAUGAUAUGGGACCAUAAUGCCCAGCUAAUAGUCAUGCUUCCUGAUAGCCAGAAUAUGGCUGAAGAUGAAUUUGUAUACUGGCCAAACAAAGAUGAGCCUAUAAACUGUGAGAGUUUCAAAGUUACUAUGAUUGCUGAAGAACACAAGUGUCUGUCUAACGAGGAGAAGCUCAUAAUCCAAGACUUUAUCUUAGAAGCUACACAGGAUGACUAUGUACUUGAAGUGAGGCAUUUUCAGUGUCCAAAAUGGCCAAAUCCUGAUAGUCCUAUUAGUAAAACUUUUGAACUGAUCAGCAUCAUCAAAGAGGAAACUUCCAACCGUGAUGGACCCAUGAUUGUACAUGAUGAGCAUGGAGGGGUGACAGCAGGCACUUUCUGUGCAUUAACAACACUGAUGCAUCAACUGGAAAAUGAGAACUCAGUGGAUGUUUACCAGGUAGCGAAGAUGAUAAAUUUGAUGAGGCCUGGAGUCUUUACAGACAUUGAACAGUACCAGUUUCUGUACAAAGCUAUUCUCAGCCUUGUCAGCACAAGGCAAGAAGAAAACCCUUCAGCAUCUAUGGACAGUAAUGGCUCAGCUUUACCCGAUGGAAAUGUGGCUGAAAGUUUAGAAUCUUUAGUUUAAUUAACACAUCAAAUUAAACUCAGACACACCUACAUCACACCAGUCACACCUGGAGUUUACCAUUAAUAUUUUCAGUUUUAUACUUUGUGGGGGGGGAAAUCUGUCCAGUCACUAUAUAUGUAAUCAGAUCCCAACCGUUGCUCAAACAGUCAUUUCUGUUACAUAUGACUUUACUGCAGAACUUUUAUUAUUAACAAUGUGUGCCUUUUCUUGAAAGAUUUCUUGUAAUACGUUGUUACGUCUGGACUAACUUGAUUGACUUUUACAGUGUUUCUAAGAAUUGAAUUGUGGUAUGUUUUUUCAGUAUUAGUUUUUGGCUUUACUUUUAACUUAAAAUUAUCAUAUUUAUAGAUGUUAGGGGAGUCUCAAUUACAAACAAACGUGUCAUGGUUUUAGUAUUUGAUUUAUUUGCUGUAUUUAUAACAAUUUACAUUUGCUAGAAAUACAACUUUUAAUAUAGUAGAAUGUAAAUAAAAUACUGUUCUCCAUAACAUUCAACAUUUUAAGACUUCAAUUAGGCAUUUAGAAUAGUAAUCUGAUACUUACUGUAAAUACUGCUACUUCUGUAGUGAUUCCAUGGACCAAAUUUAUAUUUAUAAUUGUAGAUUUUUAUAUUUUACUACAGAGUCAGUUUUCUAGUUCUGUGUAAUUGCCUUGUUAAAAUGAUGUAGUCCAGUAUGUUUUCAUUUUAACAAAGUCUUCUGAUAUAUAACUGUGCAUCUUAAGCAAUUAACCUUCAUUUAGCUGCAUGUGAUUUUAACUUUUUGUGGGAAAUAGAAAUCAUUUGGUUUGAAAUGAGAAGUUUUUAUGAGAAUAACACCUGUACUUGGCAUUGUUAAAUUGUUUUUACCUAUGGCAUUGCAAAAAUAAAUAUAAAUAUUCCAGUC